Alligator sinensis (Chinese alligator) is the source of this 998-nucleotide messenger RNA. It is a transcript of the gene CUNH16orf78, whose product is annotated as chromosome unknown C16orf78 homolog. Lineage: Eukaryota; Metazoa; Chordata; Crocodylia; Alligatoridae. The coding region runs from base 11 to 976 and encodes 321 amino acids. The transcript is spliced from 5 exons. The record is from RefSeq and is a predicted model, not a curated record.
UAGAUUUAAAAUGGCUGACAUGAGCUGGAAGACCAUGGACCGUGGUAUCAUGGACUGGCUGGACAGCAAAAGAGCCAAAAUCUUGAGAGUCUCCAAUGACAGGGAGUCAUUUCAGAACUGUGCAUUUUGCUCACUUGCUAUUAAGCUGAAGAAGAUUCGGAGAUCACUUGACACUAUGAAGAGCAUGAAUGAUACUCUAAUGAAGCAGGAAGAAAGAAAAGCAAAGAGAUGGCUAGUAAAGCAAGCUGAAUUAUUACCAGCACCAUCAUAUAAGAACUUAUGUAAGAUGCCAUCCAGUGAAAUGACCCCAGAGGCAAACCAAGCCAUUCAACAGGUUUCUGGGAGACAUUCUACUGAAACUCCAUGUAGCCAGUUUGGUGACCAUCUGUCUAACUUUGUCAGCUUUCUGCGACGUCCAACAAAAAGAACAGACACAAAACACUCCAAAGAUGUAAUUCCUUUCAGCAGAACUGACCUAUCCUUAAAGACAGUUUCAGCAAAAAAUUCUUAUGACCCCCAAGUCACCUCUUACAAUAUGCAUCCUACAGCUAGCAUUUCCAAGAAGGGUAGCAGUGCCAGACGACUUAACAUGGAAAACAACAACUUAUCCACACGAGAUGCAAUCUCAAGAUUUCCAUCUUUGCAAAAGUUAUCGGUAACAGGAGACAAGCUCUCUUUUUCUAAACUUGCUCUGCAUGACCCAUUCUAUGGAUCCCCAGCAGCUGAGAAGAGAAUGAAAAGUAUCUUCGAAAGCCCUUGGCAGGAGGAGAGACUCAAGCAGACAGUGACACUACCACAGAUCAGACCUGAAGAAUUUUUGAGCUGCAGAUACCUCCGUUUGUCACAAAGCAAUAUUAACACCUUGCUACAGCUGUGUAAGGAAUCGGGAGUUCAUAUGGAGAUUCACCCACAUAUGAAGGAAUCUGAAAUCAACAUCAAUACUGUUCUCUCUUCAAACCUCAGUACAGCACUGUAGAGCUUUAAUUCUCUCACCAAAC